AUGGAGGAUGCUCAGGUGGGCAACCAGCAGAUUCAGCCUCCCACCACAGAGUCCCGAACCCAAGGUCAAGCGGACCCGGGACCGUCGUCUAUCAGAAAGAGGAAAAGAAGAAGGGCCAGUCGCUAUUAUCCUCGGGAGAAAUUAGGACGCCCUUUCAACGCAUUUCUUAAAAACGGAGGCAGAUAUACCAAAAGAUCUAAUCAGUUGUCGAUUGAAAAGGAAGAAGGAAUACAUUCUCAAGCAUGGGUGAACGCGAUAAAUCCGCAGCCUGAAUCCUCGCUAUUAGCUCUUCCAUACGAACUGAAGCUAAAGAUAUACACAUACGCCCUUAGGACUGAUUGGAAACAACCCAUUCUUACACCCCACAAGAACGGUAGACAUUACCGUAACAUGCACCCAUACCCUCAUCUACCGCCAUCCCGUGGCGAAGGUGAUUUUCCCUGUGUCAGGAAGCGUCGUAUGGAUGAAUACAAUAGAUCUUGCGAGACAAUCAAGACAUAUAAUGCCCUGUCAAUAUCGUGUCGCCAAAUCUAUUUCGAAGUCGUUGGUUCCGGAGUUCUCUAUCGAAUUUCUAUCUUCUCGUUCAACUCUGUCUACUUUCUCAAAAAUUAUGUGAACUUCAUAAAUCCACGAUUCAGACCCCUCAUUACGAAUCUGCGAAUGAAGGUUCAGGACGAUGGUAGUCGCGAAUGCACACUAUUCUGCACUCCGCUUUUCAAGGCAUUAACCGAAAACUUGAGACUGCCAAAACUAGAAAUAGUCAUUGAUGUCGACAUAGAUAGCUGUCAGGUCAUUUACGUACGACUUGAUAAUAGUACAAGUAUAUAUCGACGAACCCUUUUUGUACGGCAAGAUUGCCUCGCGCCCUGGGCUGCUGGACCUUGGCAUUUGCUAGCGGGAACUGGAUUGAAGGAAUUAGCGAUCAGAUUUAGGAAUGAUUCAAGGCUGCCCUUCGCGGAUGAUGAUGAGGAAGCCCUAGAGUUCGUUAGGGGUGUGGGGGCCAUCAUUGGAUGUGGUGGAGAUGAUGAGGGCGAUGGUGUGGAGAGGAGUAUCGGAGCCAAUUGUGGUAAUCACCUUUGUAAUUAUCUUUGCGGGGGGUGUGUUGUGACAGGUAUUUUUGAGGACCCGAUGGACGAGUAG
Messenger RNA from Glarea lozoyensis ATCC 20868, 1140 nucleotides. RefSeq lists its product as uncharacterized. NCBI's taxonomy places the organism in Eukaryota, Fungi, Ascomycota, Leotiomycetes, Helotiales, Helotiaceae. The record is from RefSeq and is a predicted model, not a curated record. The transcript is spliced from 4 exons. Bases 1 to 1140 code for a protein of 379 amino acids.